This is a messenger RNA of Danio aesculapii, 1124 nucleotides long. RefSeq names its product transcription termination factor 1, mitochondrial-like. Gene Ontology annotation, molecular function: double-stranded DNA binding. Lineage: Eukaryota; Metazoa; Chordata; Actinopteri; Cypriniformes; Danionidae. Gene Ontology annotation, biological process: regulation of DNA-templated transcription; termination of mitochondrial transcription. Gene Ontology annotation, cellular component: mitochondrial matrix. The record is from RefSeq and is a predicted model, not a curated record.
CACGCGAGCGUGUCUGGAUCGUUGGUCUGGAUCUGAUGGCGCAAAGGCAGAUGCUCUACUUCCUGUUCUCAGUCAGAAGAUGUGUUCAGCUUCCUGUAGCAUCUCGUCUCUGCAGCUCCAGACCCCAGAAUGCGGAUAAAGCAGUGGAGAAUGUGUGUCUUCUGGAAAGCCUGUCCAGCUUGGGUGUGGACCUGAGCUCGGCCCGCAGGCGGCAGCCGGGCGUCCUGAAGCGAGCGCUGACCAAUGAGAAGGGACUCGCACGCUUCCUGCAGAGCAAAGGUGCGGACGUGGCCGCCGUCGCCAGCAUCAUCUCACGCUUCCCACGAUGCAUCACUCGCUCCAGCGAACACCUGCAGGAGCGCUGGAACCUCUGGAGGAACAUCUUCCAGAGCGACGGCGAGAUGGUGGAGAUCCUCUCCAGAUCCCCAGAGUCUUUCUUCCGCUCCAGCGACAACAGGAACCUGAGGAACAUCACUUUUCUCAAGUCUCUAGGUAUUACACCUAAAGACCUGCACCGGCUGCUGACCACAGCUCCACGCACCUUCUCCAACAGCGUGGAGCUCAACAGAAACAUGGUGGAGCUCCUACAGAGCUCUGCGCUGUGUGGGCGGAACAACCAGAAAGAGUUCGCCAGGACCAUCAUCUCCAAAAACCUCUACAUCUUCAUCCGCAGCACCAAUCGAAUCAGAGCCAAUGUGGAUUUUCUGCUGAGCGAGAUGAAGCUGAGCGACUCUGAGGCGCAGGUUUUCCUCCAGAGCCACGGCGCGCUGAUCCUGGACCUGUCCCAUGAGAGUCUGAAGAAAAACCUCAAGAACCUGCGCUGGAAACUGCGAUCUCUGGGCUGCGGAGAAGAAGAUCUGAGGAAGAUGAUCCUCAAGUUCUCACUGGUGCUCUUCAUGUCUGCGCAGCUGCUGAACUCCAAGCUGGACUGCUUUCUGGACGCCGGGAUUCAUCAGCAGCUCAUCCUCAAACCCAAAGUGCUGGACUUCAGUGUGGAGAAAAUCAGGCGGAGGCUGGAGCAGCUCCGAGCACUGGGAUAUGACUUCCGGAAACACGGCAUCGGUGUGCUGGAUAUGAACAAACGCUUCCAGGAGAAGAUCAGGAGACUGGAGAAUGAGCUAUAA